AUGGACGCAGUCGCUGCAGUGAAAAGUGUCGAGGAUAACGAGGAAGACGCGUGGGUCGUGGAGCUGGAGGACGCACUCGACUUCAUAGUGGAGACGGAAAUGAAGGAGACAGAGGGUGAAGAAUUGGACGAGGAGAGCUUGGAAGAGAAGGUGGACGCUCGAGCUUCAGUUGCUGCACUGUUACCGCAGGAAGUGCUGGCACUUAUCAUCAGCUUUGGGCAAGUGGGGCGCGUGUGCAAGUCGUGGAGUCUCGCGAGCAUUGCAGUCGCCCGUCGCCGCUUCUCAUCGCGGCUUACGGACAUUUUGCGUCCUGUGGACUCGAACGCCGUCAUGGUGGCGAUGGACGUGGAAGAGGAGCUGUAUGCUGCUUAUGGUCAAAGCCACUCGUUGACGAAAGCGUAUGCGCACAAGGCGAGGACGCUGCUAUUUAAUCUGAAGGAUGUUCGGAACGUCGACCUGCGCAACCGACUAGUUUCUGGUGAGCUGCCAAGUCAAAGCCUCGUGCGCAUGAGCGGUCCUGAUAUGGCAAAUCCGCAGCUCGUGCGUCAGCGGAAGGAGUGGAUCAAGAAACGCACCCACGAGGUGAUGCGUGACGGCCGCGAAGUCGAGGGCUUCGAGUCAGACCUGUUCGAGUGCCGCAACUGCGGUAGCUCACGAACACGCUAUCGCCAGUGGCGUCGCAAAGCUGUCGUGGAUCGUACGCGAAUUAUCAUCAUCUGUCUCAGAUGUCCGUAUCGAUGGGAGUUGUAG
This is a messenger RNA of Peronospora matthiolae, 750 nucleotides long. NCBI's taxonomy places the organism in Eukaryota, Oomycota, Peronosporomycetes, Peronosporales, Peronosporaceae. The record is from the annotation of a GenBank genome assembly.